Trifolium pratense (red clover) is the source of this 2351-nucleotide messenger RNA. Its product is annotated as phospho-N-acetylmuramoyl-pentapeptide-transferase homolog. The transcript is spliced from 8 exons. The record is from RefSeq and is a predicted model, not a curated record. Lineage: Eukaryota; Viridiplantae; Streptophyta; Magnoliopsida; Fabales; Fabaceae. Gene Ontology annotation, biological process: cell wall macromolecule biosynthetic process; cell wall organization. The coding region runs from base 325 to 1839 and encodes 504 amino acids. Gene Ontology annotation, molecular function: phospho-N-acetylmuramoyl-pentapeptide-transferase activity. Gene Ontology annotation, cellular component: membrane.
GCUAGCAUAGAAAUAGCAAUACCAAACAGAGUAUAUACUUAGCUUAGCCUUUCAUUAAGCAUGUUUGGUAACAAAAUAAAAACGACCCUACUACAACAAACAAAAACAAGAGCAAACGGUUUCGGGUACGCGAUGAUAUCAAAGUCGCAAUUAAUUAACUACCAUAUUUGACACUUUCCCUCCUUCGUAUAUAAAAAUGAAAAACCUCUUUCUCCAAAAUGGAAUAUACUCACUCGCGCCCAUUCCAUUCUCUAUUUCAUCAUCAUCACAGUUUCUUCAUUCUCUCCUCAGAUCUACUUUCUCUCUCUUACGUUCAACGAAUCAAUGAAUUCUCAUUCUUGUAUUCUCAACCACCUAAAUCUCCAUUUCCGUCUCUCUCCUAUUCAUCGCCGUAUUCAUAGCCUCUAUCCUCCAUCUUCUUCCACCUCCUACCUCCAUUGGGCUACUAUCAAGUUACAUCCACUCGUAAUUCAACGUUACAGCUCUUAUGUUCGACGUAAUGCCUCUACCCGAGCCUUCGACGAGGAUUCAUUUGACUUUCCGAUACUUGAUGAUUGGAGUCCCGAAGAGAGUACUUCAUAUGUGCUCUCAUCCAGUGAUGGUGAAGACUUUGAUGGAGAUGUCUUUCUUACCCCAGUGAAUGAUGUUGAUUUGCCUUCUUCUUCUGCAUCAAAUAAGGAUGCUUUAACGGUGGCUGCUCAUCGGCUUGUAACCAUUGGGAGGGGACAGAAGAAACAUAGGAUCAAAGUCGGCCUUUUCAUGACUAUGGGGCUUGUAAUCGGCUUGACAGUACUGCUUUUAUAUGUAGAUUGGUGUGUAUGGAAAAUUGUUAGACUGCCGUUAUCACCUUUUUACUUGACCCGACCAUUUCUCAUAUCAGCCAUUUUGGUUUCUUUUGUUGGCUAUGUUUGUGUCCCGAUUUUUGGUCAUUUUAAAUCUAUCCAUGUUAUAAAGCAACAAGGGCCUCUUAGACAUCAACAUAAAAGGAGGACACCCACAUUGGGUGGUUUAUUUUUUGUACCUAUUGGUAUAAUUGUUGCUCAUGUUAUUACCGAGUCCUCGUCUAUAGAAGUGGCUGGGGCAUCUGGUGUAACAAUUGCAUUUGCAGCAGUCGGUUUACUUAGUGACAUAUUAAACCUCACCAAGAAUCAUUGGAGAGGUUUACCGGAAUUGGCAGAAGUAUUCUUGGAGGUAGCUGUUGGAACGUGCUUUUCGUUUUGGUUGGACAUCACCAGUGUAUCUUCACCCUAUGGCAUGAAGGCAUUGCUCCCACUACCACUAGGCCUUGUGCAUUUGGGGCGAUAUUACCAACUCUUGACCUCAUGUUGUUUUGUUUCCAUGGGACAUGGUGUUAAAUUAGCAGAUGCUCUUGACGGACUUGCUGGAGGCACUGCUGCACUGGCUUUUAUUGGAAUGUCAAUAGCUGUGCUUCCGAUAUGUUCUGAGCUUGCUAUAUUUGGAGCUUCAAUGGCUGGAUCUUGUGUUGGAUUUCUUCUUUACAACAGAUACAAAGCAUCUGUUUUUAUGGGUAAUACAGGAUCUUUGGCCCUUGGUGGUGCAUUAACUGCAAUGGCCGCAUUUACCGGAAUGUUCUUCCCACUAUUAAUUGCUUCUGGAAUUUUCAUAGUCGAGUCAUCAUCACUUGUUCUUCAGGUAUUGUACUUGAAAGUAACCAAGGGUUUGCUGGGAGGAAGUUGGCGCUUUUUGAGAAUGCCAUCCUUUUAUCGGCGACUCCAUCUGCGCAGCAGGUUCAGAGAGCCAAAUAUUGUACUAGGUGCAUAUCUGAUCUCAUCUGUACUGGCUUUGCUUGGCGGAUAUGUGGGUCUUAUUUCAGCGUAAUAACUUCUGAGCCACGUGAAACUUCUCAUUCUUACCUGAUACAAUAGCAAGACCAUAUCCUCAUUAAGUUGAUCUAGAACACCAACCAAUACAAGAGUGGUUGUUUUACACACUUCUCAUUGCUACAAAACUUUCACCUUAUCUUUUUAAAAAUAAAAAUAAAAAUAAUCCUUUUAUUUAAAGUACAAUUUCAGACAUUGGUGGGAUAGAAUAUUGACUUUAGCAUUGUAUGGUAAUAUACUUUAGGAGUUUGUAGAAAAGUGGAGUAUACUUUGUAGACAUUGAAAAUAUUAUAUUUUUCAUCACAGUUGUAGUACUUAAUUUCCAACACAUAUUCAAAAAGUGAGUGAACUAGAGUGAGAAUUUUCGCAAGAUUUGUUGUAGCAUCGUAUGGGAAGUACUGUAUACUCUAGAGAUUGUUCAGAAGUACUAUACCUUCUAGCUGUUGAAAAUAUUAUGGGUUUCAUCCCCGUUGCAGUACUUUUCAUUUUUAAUAUAGAGUGGUUCAAAAA